UAUAUUUCCUUAUGUGCGGGUCAGAUGGAAUACGGUACAGAAUACACGAUUUAAACACGGGAAUGAUCGAACCGAAUAACCCUCAAUCACAACAUUGUUGUCAAUAAAUGUGUUUUUUUAAUUUAAUGCAAAUGUUCACCUCUGGCAUAUGAACAUUUACUCGAUGUGACUCGGGCAAGACAUUCCAGUUUCUAUUUGGUUUGAGAUCUUGGCUAUAACGUUACUGCUAACUCCUGGCGUGGCUAUGACUACGGAGUUGCUGUCCGAUUUGGACAGUCGUUUCUUCGCUGAUAACCUUUUGACCAGCGAAGACUGGGAUGCCUGCCUGUACCAGUGUGAGAGCAUGGAGGAGGGGGAGGAUGUGGAGUUGACCAGACGGCUGACGUACGAUGCUGUGUUUGACCAUGACCUCACCCUGUCCCUCGAUCCUGACAGCCCCGCGUUGCCGUGGAAACAGCACAGCGAGGACCUUCUCGCAGGUGACAGUCCUGUUUUAAAAGAGGAUGGGACCAUCAAUCAGUCCCUGCCUGUUGAUAUGUUGUUCCAGGUGAAGGCGGAGCCUCUGUCCCCGGCCUCUUCAUUGGCUUCUGACUGCUCCCUUCCGGAAGCGCAGGCGACAGUGAAGGGGGAGAACCCUCCGACCCCCCCGUACAUGUUUGGCGACGUCCUCUCCCCGCCCUUGGCGACGGUCCAGGUUGCCAUGGCGCCUUCGCUCCCAUCGCAGCCACAGCACCAAUCACACAGCGGCGUCGAACAGAAAGCCCCGCCCACAGCUCUGCCGUCUCCCUCCACCCUCAAGGCCAACUCCAUACUGAGCAGCAAGCCCACCAUCCAGCCCCGCCCAGUGGGUGUGGCCGCCGUGCCCGUCACCCCAAGCCCCGCCCCUGCUAAGGCCCUCCUCCUGCAGAGCCUGCCCACCAUGGACCAGCAUGGGCCGGUGGUCCUCUCUCAGUCCGUCUGUUUGGGCUCCGCUCCUGCCGCCAUCGUGAAGAUGGAGCCGGUGUCUCCCAACAUGCAUCACUGCGCCAGCCCGGCCGCCCCGCCGCCCGCCAAGCCCAUCGUCCCAGCAUCCCCUCUGCCGGGGAGCGCCUGCGCAGAUGUCGAUAUGAAGGUGUUGAAGAGGCAGCAGCGCAUGAUAAAGAACAGGGAGUCUGCCUGCCAGUCUCGCAGGAAGAAGAAGGAGUACCUGCAGACCCUGGAGGCGCAGCUGAGGGAGGCGCAGCGGGAGAACGAGCGCCUCCGGAGGGAGAAUCAGGCGCUACGGCAACGGCUGGCCGGGACAGAGGGGACUGACUCCAGUAAUAAUAAGAGGGUGUUCUGCAUCAUGGUGGUUUUGCUGUUUAUUACCUUCAGCUUCGGCCCUGUCAGCAUCACGGACAGGAAGUUGGAGUCUGGGUUACAGGAAGGGGCGGUCCCGCACACAAGAAGGCACCUGCUGCAGCUGGCCCAGGAGAGCCGAACCCGAGAGGGCAGCGCGAGAGAGGAGGAGGACCGAGCGGAGAGCGAGGAGGAGGGGGAGGAGAGAGACUCCUCAGACUCCUAUCCCUUCAGGAACCAGAGCUCCGUGUUCAGCGAUGUUAAGGACCUGGUUCUGCAGGACAUCGAUCGUUACUUCACUGCCACAGACUGCAGGCAGUUCAACCGCUCUGAGUCCCUUCGGCUGGCAGAUGAGUUGAGGGGCUGGGUCCAUAGGCACCAGAUCGACAGGAAGAAGACAGGGGGGAAGCCCAAGAUCGCCAAGAAGGCUAAGAUCGCUCAGAAGGCGCAGCUGAGAAAGGCAAACUUCUCCAGAUAUCUGCCUAUCCAGGCCCAUCGCGCCAUAGAAAGUCAGCUGCAGGUGCUUCCUGGGCCAGAGGUCAGCUACAGCGACUUCCUGGAUGCCAUUGACAGACGCGAGGACACCUUCUACGUGGUCUCCUUCAGACGGGAUCACCUGUUGCUGCCCGCAAUCAGCCACAACAAGACCACCCGGCCCAAAAUGUCUCUGGUGAUGCCGGCCAUGUCCGUCAAUGAGAGCCUGUAUAACUCCUCUCAGGGGUAUGAGAUGAUGAUGCAGGUGGACUGUGAGGUCAUGGACACUCGCAUCAUCCCCAUCAAGGCCUCGGCCGUCCCCCCGUCGCUGCGAGACCCGCCCCCCACCCCGCCCGCGCACCAUCACCACGGCAACCACACCGGACACGCCCACGCGGGGUCUCCGCGGCAACCCUUACCCGUGAGGGGGAGGGGGGCCGAGUUCUACAUCAGUCAGGAGGGGGGGAUGUGAGGUUCAGGGAGAGAGAGAGAGAGAGAGAGAGAGAGAAAGGGAUGGGGUACGCCAAGGUCUACUCCUUCUGAACUUGCACGGAGGGGUGUCUGCUCCGUAUCCAUGAUACCGCCACCCCCGUUGCCACAGCAAUUCCACUACGAGUCCGUUCUGCCCAAGGAUUUUCCACUGCAAGGUUUUUUUUCUUUUUUUCUUGUGUUUCUGUUGAUUUUGACCCUCCAAAUGAGCUUCCACCUCACGCCACGUCCAGGUACUGAAAGGACAUUUAUGUCCCACGCUUCCUAAAAGCCCGUAAAAAAAAAAGAAAGAAAGAAAAGAAAUGGAAGCUGCCUUCCUUCCGGGCGAUGCGCUUACAGCACCAGGGAGUGGCACGGAGCGUCCUGGCGUGAGGCUUUGGGGUUUUUAACGACGGCGUUCGGCCGUCCUGACUCAUUGAGAUUCGGAUGCUUUUGGGCACCUGUAUGAGCACAGAUUACUCUCUUAAGGGGGGUAAAAUAAUCUUUAUUUUAUUCCCGCUUGUACAUGUCCUGCUCUACCCUGCGCCACUGGAGUGCGAAUAUGACAAAUUUAAGCGGUUGGGAAUUUGUGUUUUUGUUGUAAAUAUCAGUAGAAGUGAUAGAUAUUUUGUACUUUUCUUGAGCACAUAAAAAAUAUUUAGUGCUCAGUUUGUUGUCAAACUGUCAUUGGGGCUCUUUAAAGGGGCGGUUUCGCCAAAAAUGACCAAGGUGUGUGGUCACUUACCUGGAGCAGUAUCUGUCCAUCCAGAUAGUUCAGCUGACGUGUGAUGUAAAUGUAAAUGCACGUUUCUGCCAUGGACAGUGAACCCACAAGGUCCAUUUUAACAUGGUGAGCUGCAGCCAAUAUAUAUAAAUAUUGUUGCAUUUCUUUCUGCAUGGAUAUAUACUCCUCCGGGUAAGUGUACACAUGCCUUCAUUUUUAGGGGCACUGCCCCUUCAAAGACUUGACUUGGUGUGUGAAUGCAACAUGUUUGAGGUCUUCAAUUUUUUUUUGCUAUUUUUUUUCAGAAAAAAAAUCUAAUUCAUACAGCGAGAAAACAGUCUUAUUUCUGGAAGGUGCUAUCACACUGACCCAGUGUGCUUUUUUGUGACGUUAUUGGUAAUUUAAAGACAUUGCUGCACCUCUCCUAUACAGCAGGGGGCAGUGCAACGAUUUCUCAUGAAGGUGGAGACAAAAUCACCAUAGAAGAAGCAAUAAGCUAGGUCCCCGUGCUCAGCGGCUGUACAUUGGACCGUGUCCACGGCGGCUGCAGGCUGCUCUGGUUUGUUUGCAUGUACGCCAGUGGACACUUGAGCGGAGGCAGCGAUUCGUACCCCUACGGUGGGUUUCUGGGUCAGUGUGCCGGUGCAUCACACAGACUUUUCAAAACCUGAUUAAAAUGACGGUAACCUCAAAGCAUUAUGUAAAUAUCGUACAGCAACGAGGGAACACUUUCGAUGUCCUAGCAUCUUGUGGGUAUAUUUUCUCUGGAUGAAAACUGCGAUGAUGAUAUUGGCCGUGUGAAUGGGGGGUGUCUGUGCGUGUAUGUGCUUUUUUUUUUUUUGUAUAUAGUUGUGAUUUCUGUCCAUUGUCGAUACCCUCGGUGAGUAAAAGUAUGGAAAUGCUAUGUUUGUUUUGUAGGCACUGGGAAAGAUAAUGUUUUUUUUAAGUUGUCUCUGUUGAAAGGGCAGAAACGGACCACAUGCGAGCAAGUUUUUAUUUUUUUAUUUUUGUCAACUUGGACCCCAAAACGAUUAUUGGCAUCAUUCUCCAACCCAGAAGCUGGGCUUGGAGUCGGGCUUGCCCUGCGUAGAGUUGGGCUCGCCCUGCGUUGAGGGGUGAAUAAUCCCCUGGCUUUUCUGCGACUGGGGCUUUGCCGCCUCUGAUCAGCUGCUCCAGAGGCACUCGUUUUGAAACGCCCCCCUGAAGUUACAGAGGAAAAAAAUCACUCUGAACCUUUUAAUUCCUUUCUCUUUUUUACUCUGUGUUCCACGUCUUAAGCUUUGCCAUCUAUUCCUUUCUGGACAGACGGACGCGCUUGCGAACUCGUGUGAAAUAUGUGCGAUUGUUGCCUUUUGUGCUGUCCCUUUCUGGUUUAAGUGGUUGAACGGUCACUUUAAAUACAUGGGUUUUGGAGAAACCAGAAUCAUUGUGAAAGAGAGGAGAGAAUUAUUAUUAUUAUUAUUAUAUAUUUUUUUCUCCCCCUUUUGUAAAUUUUAUUGUAUGAUUUUUCUUAAACCUCCCACCUCCAUUGGAGCACAUGCAAAUGAAAUCCAGCCGAUGUUGAUGUAGAACCAGGAUGAAACGCGGGUAGCUGGUGAUUUCGCCAGGGCCGUAACAGCUUGAGAAGUUCCUGUUGGCUUCUGCCUGCUCGCCCAUGGAUGGCACGCAGACUCUCUUUACGCAGUGAUGCAGCCACACAUAAGAUAUAACGCACUUGCAUAGUACAUGCACUCUUAAGCGCAAACCCUGUCGGUCGGAUGUCAAACUUAUGUCUCCAGUCUCAGACGUAGUAAUGUAAAUAUUGUCAAAGCUAUCCAUUUUCUAUUUAAGUUUUUUAUUUAAAUUUUCAUUGGGGAAAUAAAAAGAAGUUGUUUUUUUAGUUCCCCUGUACCCCUGACCCCUGAACAGCCGCAUUUGCAUUUGUAGAUGACCAAGAGGAAUUUGAUAAAUAAAAAUAUUAUUUAAAGAAAA
This is a messenger RNA of Conger conger (European conger), 4954 nucleotides long. It is a transcript of the gene atf6b, whose product is annotated as activating transcription factor 6 beta. Gene Ontology annotation, cellular component: nucleus. Gene Ontology annotation, molecular function: DNA-binding transcription factor activity, RNA polymerase II-specific; RNA polymerase II cis-regulatory region sequence-specific DNA binding. Gene Ontology annotation, biological process: endoplasmic reticulum unfolded protein response; regulation of transcription by RNA polymerase II. The transcript is spliced from 17 exons. The record is from RefSeq and is a predicted model, not a curated record. NCBI's taxonomy places the organism in Eukaryota, Metazoa, Chordata, Actinopteri, Anguilliformes, Congridae. Bases 245 to 2263 code for a protein of 672 amino acids.